Astyanax mexicanus (Mexican tetra) is the source of this 11293-nucleotide messenger RNA. It is a transcript of the gene cubn, whose product is annotated as cubilin (intrinsic factor-cobalamin receptor). The record is from RefSeq and is a predicted model, not a curated record. Lineage: Eukaryota; Metazoa; Chordata; Actinopteri; Characiformes; Acestrorhamphidae. The coding region runs from base 172 to 11052 and encodes 3626 amino acids. The transcript is spliced from 66 exons. Gene Ontology annotation, molecular function: calcium ion binding.
AACCCUAUUCCUCCUCCUUGGAUGGUUUUGGCCAGUUUAUUGGUGAGUGUGAUGGUCUCAGAGGUCUUAUUAAGGGUAAAGUCCACUUCUGAGCGUGUAGACCAUUAGGCCAUCUCAAGGUUUACCUGCAGUGUGGUGCCUGGAGAGCAUCCUGAGACAAACCCGCUCGGCAUGGCUCGGACACUUCGGCUGUCCUGGCCGUUGCUGGCCCUCCUGUUCCUCAGUGGACUGCAGUGUGACCAGGGCAGUCAGGCCCACAGCCGCAGCAAGAGGGAUGUCAGCAGUUCCCAGCCUCGUAUGAUCUCAGAGAACGGUAACCUUAUCUUUUCUGCGGGAAACAAUAAAGACAUCAAUUUUCAGACUUCAGGGACAGGAAAAGUAAAAGUUGGGGGUGAGGAUCUCACUCAGCAAAUUAAUCAGAUCCAAACUAACAAAGCUGACAUAGAAACUAUAAAGAACAGCGGCCCUUCUGAAGAGGUUACAAACCAGCUGAAUGAGCUGAAAACGAGGGUGACCACGGUUGAGACUAAAGUGGGGACAAUAGAACAGACCAUCCAGCGCAAGACGUGUAGCAGCAACCCCUGCCAGAAUUCUGGAACGUGCCUGAACCUCCUGGACUCUUUUCACUGUCUCUGCCCUCAGAACUGGCAGGGCCCCAUCUGCGCUGUGGAUGUGAAUGAGUGUCAGAUCUACGCUGGAACCACUCAGGGCUGCCAGAAUGGAGCUACAUGUGUCAACACUCCUGGAUCUUACACUUGUACCUGUCCUCCAGAGUGGUAUGGACCACACUGCACCUCUCGAUAUGAUGACUGUGCUGGAGGGAGUCAGGACCUGUGUGUUCAUGGUGUGUGCAUUGAUUCUGACAGAGUCAAUCCUAAUGAGCCCAAAUAUAACUGCAUCUGUGAUGCUGGGUGGACGUCUCCUCCUGGCGUUUCUGCUUGUACAUCAGAUGUGGAUGAAUGCAGCCUUCCCAACAAGCCUUGCUCCACUAACCCUCCUGUAGAGUGCUUUAAUACACUAGGCUCCUUCUUCUGUGGGGCCUGUCCUGCAGGCUGGCAGGGUAAUGGCUACAGCUGUCAGGACGUGAAUGAGUGCGACACAAACAACGGGGGCUGUUCUACCUCACCUAUGGUGCCUUGUCUCAACACUAUGGGCUCCUUUCACUGUGGCCAGUGUCCUCCAGGUUAUGAGGGAGAUGGGAAGACCUGCACUCAAGCUGACAUUUGCUCAACCAACAAUGGAGGAUGUUACCCUCUGGCCACUUGUGCUUCUGUUACAGGUAGCAACAUCCCAAUUUGCACUUGUCCUCCUGGUUAUGUGGGCAAUGGAUAUGGACCUUCUGGUUGUACUCAGGUCACUGACACCUGUGGCACUAAUAACCCGUGUGUGAAUGGUCAGUGUCAGAACACUGCCACUGGAUACGUCUGCAACUGCGACCCGGGCUGGACAGGACAGAACUGUGACCAGAACAUUAACGAGUGUGCAAGCAACCCCUGCCAAAAUGGAGGCACCUGCACGGAUGGUAUUAACGGAUACACCUGUACCUGCACGUCACAGUGGACAGGCCCGCAGUGCCAGACCCCACAAGAAGAGUGUGGAGGAGUGCUUCAGGGUCAAGCUGGGACCUUCAGUUAUCCUAACACUCCUGGGCAUGACCAGUAUGACCACAUGGUCAGCUGUGCCUGGGUCAUUAGGACGGAUGCUGACAAGAUUCUGCGGGUUACGUUCCCAUACUUUGAACUUGAGCACAGCACCACCUGUAGCUUCGACUUCCUCCAGAUUCAUGAUGGCGAGAGCGCCUCUGCCUACAUGCUUGGCAAAUACUGUGGCACCAACGCUCCAGCUGAGCUCUUCAGCUCCCAUAACUCUCUGUACUUCUGGUUCCGCUCUGACCACAUAAUCAACAGCGGUGGCUUCACUGUUUCCUGGACUUCUCAAGCACCAGUUUGUGGCGGUCAUCUGACUAAUCCGUACGGUGACAUAAGGUCUCCUGGUUAUCCGGGCAAUUACCCACCAAACCGUGACUGCUAUUGGACGAUAGAUGUCGGUCCUGGGUUGCUCAUUACUUUUGCCUUUGGAACACUUAGUCUUGAACACCAUCCUGACUGCAACUAUGACUAUUUAGAAAUCAGAGAUGGGCUGCUCCCAGAGGACGCACUCCUAAACCGGUACUGCAGCACUGGUUCCCCAGCUCCACUGCAGACCACCGGCCCUGGUGCCUGGAUUCACUUCCAUUCAGAUUAUGUUAUCAGUGACCAGGGCUUCCACAUCACAUACACCACUUCUCCAACUGACCCUGGAUGUGGAGGCACCUAUACUGAUACUGAAGGCAUCCUCAUCUCUCCAAACUGGCCUAAUAACUAUGCACACAACAAGCAGUGUGUGUAUUUAAUCAGAGUGGCCCGGAGUGAGACGGUGCUUCUGAACUUCACACAUAUGGAGCUUGAACCUCACAGCGGCUGUGAAUUUGACUAUGUGGAGGUACGAGAUGGCUUAGCUGAGACUGACCCUCUGAUUGGAAAAUACUGUGGCUCUACACUGCCAGCACCCAUCCUGUCCAGUUAUAACCACCUUUGGAUCCGCUUCAAAUCUGACAGCUCAGUCAGCCAUGCUGGCUUCAGGGCUGUAUAUGAAAUCAGUUGUGGAGGCACUCUCUCUGGCUCUGGUCAGAUUCGCACACCCCUUCACCCUGACGCCUACCCCCAUAACAAGAAAUGCGAGUGGGUCAUCAACCAGGCUGAAGGCUAUGUCGUCACGCUCAACUUCCUCACUUUUGAUGUUGAGGACAGUGCUGGGUGCUACUUUGAUUAUGUGGAGGUAAGAGAUGGUGCCACAUCCAGCUCUCCCCUUCUUGGCCGAUUCUGUGGAACCCAGGUUCCCCCUAUGUUACAGUCAACACAAAAACAAAUGUAUAUUGUCUUUAACACUGAUGCUUCAGUCACCAAUCACGGCUUCACUGCAGAGUAUGCAUCUGCUAUACAAGGCUGUGGAGACACACUAACAGAUCCUACAGGCACCAUCACCAGCCCUGGCCAUCCUACAGACUAUCCUCAUGGUGCUAACUGCACAUGGUAUAUCUCUGUUGCCCCUGGCAACAUCAUCCGACUGUCCUUCACCACUUUUAACCUGGAGUACCACACUAACUGUAAUUAUGACUAUGUGGAAAUCUACGACAAUGGCACAGCUCUGACAGGGAAUCUGCUCGGCAGAUACUGUGGGCGCUCAGUUCCUCCCUCACUGACCAGCACUGACAACCUCAUGACCAUUCUGUUUGUAUCAGACUCCAGCCUUUCCACUGAGGGCUUCUCUGCCAAUUAUGUGUCCCUCAAUGCCACCACAGACUGCAGCGCAGAGUACAGAACUCCCACUGGAGUGCUGACCUCGCCCAACUACCCCAGCAACUACCCCUCGACCCGCGAGUGCGUCUACAAAAUCAUAGUGGAAAUCAACAUGCAGAUCAUGCUCAACUUCACUGACUUUGAGCUGGAAGGAGGCUCCAAUUGCCCAUUUGAUUAUGUGGAAAUCAGAGAUGGCGGCUUUGAAACAUCACCUUUAAUUGGUCGAUACUGCUCAAACCAGCCCCCACCCAUAGUGAUCUCACAUAGCAACAUGCUGUGGAUUUUGUUUAAGUCAGAUUUCACCGCCACUGCUAGGGGCUUCUCUGCACACUGGGACGGCACACAGACAGGUUGUGGGGGAACUCUCACCACCAGUGUUGGUAGCUUCACAUCCCCUAACUACCCUCUGCCCUACCACCCCAAUGCUGAGUGCUACUGGCAUAUCAAAGUCAAUGCAGGAAGUUCCAUCCAGCUCAACUUUGAGGACUUCCAUCUGGAGUCCAGCACUGACUGCUAUUAUGAUUACCUCGCGGUCUAUGAUGGAAACAGCACUAAUGAUCGUCAGUUGGCCAAACUGUGUGGAAAUCAGAUCCCUAACCCUAUUACCUCCACUAGAGAUCAAAUGUAUGUUAAACUGCGCACAGACAGCAUCAUCAGUGCUGGAGGAUUUGUGGCCUCCUACACCAGCAACUGUUCAGGUAUCGUCAUUGCUAACAAGACGAGUGGAGUGAUUGAGAGCCAGAAUUUCCCCAACAACUACCCGUUUAAUGCUAGAUGCAGCUGGACCAUUCAGACCACCAUGGGCAACACUAUCAACUACACCUUCACUGCUUUUGACCUAGAGGGCUUGUCACCCAGCUGUAUCUACGACUAUAUGUUGCUGUAUAAUGGACCAAAUGAAGAAGCUCCUCUGAUUGGAAGAUUCUGUGGGAACACACCCCCUCCAGCUGGUGCCACCACCAGCAGCAGCCUUCAUGUAAUCUUCAAUUCCGACCUCUCCAUUUCCCUACCUGGCUUCCGGAUGCUCUGGUACCAGAAUGGUUGUGGUGGAGACCUCUCUGGACCCUCUGGCAACUUCACCAGCCCAGACUAUCCUAACAAGUAUCCUGAUAACAGGGAAUGUGUGUGGUACAUCCAGACCUCCCCUGGCAGCAGUGUCACCAUAACCAUCCAUGAGUUUGAUAUUGAGUCUCAUCCCAGCUGUGACUUUGACCUGCUAGAGGUGUAUGGAGGUCCUGAUCUGAGCUCCCCACGACUAGCCCAGUUGUGCACCACACGCCCCCCUAAUAACCCCCUCCAGGUGUCGAGCACAGGCAAUACCGUCACGGUCCGUUUCAAGAGUGAUGAGUACAUCAGUGGCCGAGGCUUCAGUGCUAGCUGGCAGGAGACUCAAGGAGGGUGUGGAGGACCCAUCAUAGCACCAAGUGGAGAGAUCCAUUCCCCCCAGUAUCCCAAUAAUUAUCCCAAUAAUGUCGACUGCUCGUGGGUCAUCACUGUGGACCAGGGUCAUCGGAUUCUUUUCAACUUCACUGAUGUGGAUAUUGAGAGUCACUCCUCAUGCCAAUGGGAUUACGUGGAUGUCCACGAUGGUCCAGGAGAUUCCUCACCUCUGUUGGCCAAAGUGUGCGGCUUCUCAGUACCUGCUCCCAUUUACUCCACACAAAACGUCAUCUACGUUCGCUUCAGAUCCGACAUCAGUGGCAAUCACAGAGGCUUCAAAGCUGAAUUCUCAGAAGCAUGUGGAUCCACCAUAAUGGCUGAUGAUGUGGGAGGUGCUAUUGCCUCUCCAAACUAUCCUUACCCAUACCCCAACAAUCAGAACUGCAACUGGAUCAUUAUUGCACAGGAGCCAUUCAAUCAUGUGACAUUGUCCUUCACUGACUUUGAGCUGGAGAUGAUAAACAGCAACUGCUCUCAUGAUGCAGUAGAGAUCUUAGAUGGUGACAACAGUGACGCUCCAUCAGUUGGUCGCUAUUGUGGGAAUGAUGUUCCUCAUCCGGUCACUUCAUUCAGUAAUGCACUGGUGGUGAACUUUGUGACUGAUGCUUCCGUAACCAGGAAAGGCUUCAGGGCAACAUAUACAGCCUCCACAUCAGGCUGUGGUGGCAACCUACACAUGGAGUCUGGAGCUUUCAACAGUCCUAACUACCCAGAUGCCUACCCACCUAACAUUGAGUGUGUUUGGACCAUCAUUAGUUCCCCGGGAAACCGCCUACAGCUCUCGUUUGUAUUGUUUGAGCUGCAGCAGAGUACAGGCUGUAAUAACGAUUAUCUGGAAAUUCGUGAGGGGAACUCUACAGGCGCGCUGGUUGGCCGUUUCUGUGGAAACUCCCUUCCAUCUAAUUACACCUCUCUAAUUGGUCAUGUGCUUUGGGUCAAGUUUGUCUCAGACUCGUCAGUCAGCGGGGCUGGAUUCAGGGCAACCUUCUCACAUUUGUAUGGAAAUGACAUCACGGGUACCUCUGGCCAAAUUGCUUCACCCCUGUAUCCACGCACGUAUCCAGUAAACGCAGACUAUCGCUGGACGAUUACAGUCAGCGGAGACUCCUACAUUCAGAUCCGUUUCCUGGACAUUGAUAUAGAGGACUUGUACGAUUGCUACUAUGACCAACUCAAGAUAUUUGAUGGACCUAAUGUUCACGCAUUACCCCUGGGAGUUUUCUGUGGGCUGCUUUUGCCUGGACUAGUAAGAAGCUCUGGCAGCACCGUCACGUUGGAGUUCAAAUCUGACACUGUAAUUGGAGGAAGAGGUUUCCUUGUUGAAUGGACAGCCAUCCAAAACUCCGGUCCUUUGCCCACCAUAUCACCAGGUGCUUGUGGAGGGGCUCUCAUGCCUGGAGACACACCCAGAUUCCUCUUCUCUCCUGGCUGGCCUAAUGAGUAUGAGCCAAACCAGGAAUGCACAUGGGUAAUCCGCUCACCUGACUCCACUGUGGAGCUCAAUCUGCUGUUUUUGGACAUUGAGGAUGAAGCCUCAUGCUUGUAUGACAGUUUAGUCAUCAGGGAUGGUGAGACCAACCUGUCCCCAGAGCUGGCGAGGCUGUGUGGUCGUCAGCUGCCUGGUUCAAUCCACACCACACGUGACUCCAUGUUCCUGCGUUUCACAUCAGAUUACAGCAUCAACGGCCGUGGCUUCAAUGCAUCCUACUCUAAAGGUUGCGGUGGGCUUCUUCAUACAGACAGAGGAGUACUGAGCUCUCCUAACUACCCUCAGAAUUACAAGCCUAACCAGGACUGCAGCUGGCAUGUGAUGGUCACCUCUGGCUUCAGAGUGUCUGUUACCUUCCUUACUCCAUUCCAGGUACAGGGCUAUGGCACUGCCUGCAGCACUGGAGACUAUCUGGAGUUGAGGAAUGGACCGGAUGCUGAUGCACCAUCUCUCGGUGGCCGUCUGUGUGGAACAAGCGUCCCUGCAGUUACACAGACCACUGAUAACCAUCUUCAUGUGCGCUUUGUCUCAGAUGCUUCAAAUGAGGGCAAUGGCUUCAAACUGAUCUUUGAGGCCCACAGUACUGCUUGCGGAGGGACCAUUGAGUUGAAAGAUGGAGAUCCACCAGGGUACAUUACAUCACCUGACUAUCCAUCAAACUACCCUCAGAACAUUGACUGUGUGUGGAUUAUCAUGGUGCCCAAUGGGGAGUCUGUGCAGCUGGACUUUGAGGAUUUCUACAUUGAGCCGAACACUCAGUGCGCCUAUGACUAUCUGGAAAUCCGUGACGGUGUUAAUUCAGAUACUGAUCUGAUUGCUAAGCUGUGUGGCAAUACAAAACCAUCUACACAACAUUCUACUGCAUCUGCUAUGUAUCUCCGCUUCCGCACUGAUCAAAGCGUGACACACAAGGGUUUUAAGGCGAAAUACUCUAUAGCUGUAUGUGGUGGAACGUACAUUGGCCAGAGCGGUACCAUCAGAAGCCCAGGAUAUCCAGACUCAAAUUACCCAGACAACUCCAACUGUGAGUGGUACCUGGAAGGACCAACUGGACAUUACCUGACCCUCAGCUAUUCAGCCUUAAACCUGCAGAGCUCCACUGGCUGUGUGAAUGAUUAUGUAGAAAUCCGCGAGUACAACGCCUCUGGACGCUUGCUUGGAAGGCACUGUGGAAUGAGCCUGCCUUUAUCUGUAGACACUGGAGACAGUUUUGCAUAUGUGAAGUUUGUCUCUGACGGCAGUGUAAAUGCACCAGGAUUCAGCCUGUCAUAUGAAGCCAGCGUAGAGGAAUGUGGAGGGGAUCUGAAUGCUGCUUCUGGAACCAUUUCAUCACCAAACUACCCAAAUCUCUACCCUCACAACCGGGUAUGUCGGUGGAGAAUCACUGUGCCCCAGGGCAGAAGGGUCACCCUCACCAUUAAUGACCUUCGACUGGAGGACCAUGGCAGCUGCUCUUUUGACUAUGUAGAGGUCAUCAAUGGGCUGGUGGCCAACUCCCCUCGUCUGCAGCGCUUCUGUGGUUCUGUACCUGCAGGCACACAGGUUAAAUCCUCUGGCAACACUAUGACUGUUGUUUUCGCCACUGAUUCCUCUGUGUCCAAUGGUGGAUUUAAUGCAGAUUAUUCCUCAGAUGAAGCAGCAGUUUGUGGAGGAGUCCUUGAUACCCCAGGAAACUUCACGUCACCUGACUAUGGCAUUGGUAACUACAGCAACAGUCUGAACUGUGAGUGGCUGAUCCAGAAUCCUAACCACGUGAACUCCUCCAUCGUAGUGCUGAUAGACGACAUGCAUCUGGAGCACCAUCAGACCUGUGAAUGGGAUUACCUGGAGUUCAGACUUGGUGAUGAGAAUGCUGAAUUACUUGGUCGAAUUUGCGGUCAGACCGUCCCUGUGGUUCCCAUUGUGGUGUCCACUCCUCAACUUUGGGUUCAUUUCCGAUCUGAUGAAUCUGUUGUUGACUUGGGAUUCAAGGUCACAUAUUACUUUUCAGAUUGUGGAGGCUACCAAACUGGUGAAGGAGGAACUGUUUCCAGUCCUGGUUACCCAGAUAGCUACCCAUCCCCUAGUCGUUGUGUCUGGCUCUUGGAGGCUCCAGAAGGCCAUACGAUCACUCUAACAUUCACAUACUUCGAAGUAGAAGAACACAGCCAGUGUUCUUGGGAUUCAGUAACAAUCUAUAAUGGAGCGUCUGCAGGCUCUCCUAUUAUUGGCCAGUACUGUGGUCAUUCUUCUCCUGGUACAAUUCAGUCUGGUUCCAAUAAGCUAACGGUGGUGUUCCUGGCUGACCACUCUGUAUCCCGAGGAGGGUUUAUAGCUACCUGGACAACAGAUUCCUCAGGAUGUGGUGGGACCAUACAUGCAGACUCAGGAACCAUCAAGUCCCCUAAUUAUCCUCAGAACUUCCCAGCUAAUGUUGAAUGCUCCUGGACCAUCAUUGCUCAUGAAGGCAAUCAUUUGGAGAUGGGUUUUGCGAGUGAUUUCCAGAUACCUGAUUCCAGUGGGCAGUGCCAGAGCAGUUACAUCAAGGUGUGGUCUGGUCCCAGAGCUGAGAAUGAUGCUCUCUUGGCCACUGGGUGUGGCUCCACAGCUCCUCCUGCUGUCAUUGCUCCCUACAAUGUCAUCCAUGCCCGCUUCCAGUCCACUGAAACAGUUGGCAAAGGCUUCUCGUCAUCUUUUUAUACACGCUGUGGAGCCAACUUCUCUGCCUCCGCUGGUCGUGUGGUAUCUCCUAACUACCCAGAUUUAUACCCUGCCAGUUCCAACUGCGACUACCUCAUUAAUGCUGGAGACCAGACUGUGAUCUUCCUGACUUUUAGAACUUUCCAGAUAGAGGCUGAAUCCACUUGUGUUUAUGAUGGAGUAAAGAUCUACAGUGGCACUUCUGUGAAUGGAAACCCUGUUGCUACUCUGUGUGGCAACACUAUCCCGGGCCCUUUCACCACCUUCGGCCCCAUGCUCCUCAACUUUUACUCAGACUUUAUUAUCAAUGACAACGGCUUCCUAGCUGAAUAUACUGCCAUUCCAUGUGGAGGUGUGUUCAAUGGCACCUCAGGCUCGGUGAGCAGUCCUACUCAUGCCAUUUCCAACUACCACCACAACAUAAACUGCACCUAUCACAUCACUGUCAGCAACAAUCGUAUCAUUGAACUUAAAUUCAACAGUUUCCACCUUGAGGCCUCCUCCACCUGUGCCUUUGAUUAUGUGGCUCUGUAUGAUGGUCCAAACACCCUGGCUCCACUCCUCGGGAAGUUCUGUGGCACUGAGCUCCCCCCAACCCUCAAGACGACAAGCAAUGAUUUAUUUAUUGUGUUCAAAACAGAUUCAUCAGUGACUGGUGAAGGUUGGAGGGCAUCCUACAGAGAAACCUUAGGUCCUGAGCAGGGUUGUGGAGGUUACCUCACCGCUUCUUCAGGAAUGUUUGGGUCUCCUGAUAUUGACUACAAUGGAAAGUAUGAGAAUUACAUGGACUGCUUGUGGACCAUUACAGUUUCCUCCAACAAAGCAAUCAACCUCUCGUUCCUCACUUUUGAGCUGGAAGGGAUGUCUUCCUCUGUGUGUCGAUAUGAUUAUGUUCAGAUCUAUGAUGGUGACAGCGUGAAUUAUCCGCUGGUUGGAACAUUCUGUGGAACUACGGUUCCUGCUCCAUUUGUAUCGUCUAGUAACUUCCUGACAGUGCACUUUGUCUCGGAUGGUUCAGUGUCUUUCAGAGGAUUUAACGCCACCUACAGUGCAGUUGACAGACUAUGUGGAGGAAUAUAUAACGCCACAUCUACCCCUCAGACCAUCACUUCCCCUUAUUACCCCAACGCGUACCCUGCUUUCACCUCCUGCCGCUGGGUCCUGGACGCUCCAGCACAGGAGACAGUGAAAAUCGUGGUCCAGCAGUUCCAGCUUCAAUCCAGCCAAAGCUGCUCCAGUAACUACUUAGAAAUGAAAGACUGGCCUGUGGGAGACUAUGGACAGGCACAUAAGUUCUGUGGCUCAGACUCUCACAUCCCUGACUUCUACAGCUAUGACCGUACCAUGCACCUCACUUUCCAGUCUGACGCCUUCAUGAGUGGCAAUGGCUUCAGUCUGACCUAUCAGGUUGCAGGCUGUAGCAGGGUAUAUGAGCAGUCCUAUGGUUACCUGAAGAGCCCAGGCUGGCCUGCAACUUAUCCCCAUAAUAUCGACUGCACCAUUGUCCUUCGUGCCCCUCAGAACAGCUCCAUUUCUCUAUUCUUCGACAACUUUGACCUGGAGUCUCACCCCUCCUGUAGCUAUGACUUCCUGGAGAUAAGGAACGGCAGCACAGCUUCAGCUCCUCUGCUGGGGAAAUACUGCGGAAGCACCCUGCCCAGUCCCAUCUUCCCCAGAAUCAACGAACUCUAUCUGCACUUCCAGAGCGAUUUCUCUUCCGCCCGUGAUGGAUUUGAGAUCACCUGGACCUCCUCCCCACAGGGUUGUGGUGGUACACUGUAUGGAGACCAUGGCUCCUUUACAAGCCCAGACUUCCCUGGUACCUACGCCAAUGGUACUCACUGUGAGUGGGAUAUUAGGGCCCCCAGCGGAAGAGUGGUAACAGUUUCAUUCAACCAGAUCGCCAUUGAUGACCCUGGAGACUGCCAGAACAACUACCUGAAACUUUAUGACGGACCAGACGCCAGCUCACCCCCUGUUGGGCCAUACUGUGGAGCGGAGACAAAUAUAGCCCCAUUCAGAGCCUCGUCACAUCGUGUCUUCAUUGUGUUCCACGCCCAGUCUGUCGUCUUGCCAUCUGGAUUUAGACUGACAUGGAGUAGCUGAAGGCAAGCUGGAAAAAAUGGACAUGGACACACACACACACAAAUACACACAUGCUUAGAUGUAAGUUUACAAACCUUAGAUUCUCAAUCAUGUAAACAAUAUCAUUGAGUGCAAUGCUCACAAUAUAAAUACUUUGAUUUUUUUUUUGUUCGAUCAAGACAUCUAUUUGUAGAUUUUUUAAAUAUUAAUAAUUAUGUAUAUGAUGUUUUCUUUGGACAAAAUAAAGAUAUUGUUUGCUGUA